GGGGGCGCCCGAGACGGCCUCUUUUCUGGCCGAGGAAGCCCGGCAGAAGGAGGCUUCAGUUGCAAGAGGCCGGCUGGAAGGAGGCGCAAAGCGACGACUGAUCCGGCGCGCACGGGCUGCGAUGCUCGGGGACGCCCCGCCAUCCCAGAGAGAGGGCGCCCACCGCCCGGCAGACCCACCGGGCCUUCUGAGCCGCGCUCACGCCCGGACCCCUCCGCCGGCACCUCCCCGGGGUCGUCCCCGACGCCUAGCAGCCCGGACCGAGCGCGCCGCGCCUGGGGCCGGAGCUCCGGCUGAGACGCGACGGAUCAGAGAGCGCAUCUCCUCGCCCACGUGACCGGAGCGCGCCCCCUUCCCGCGCCGGCAUCUGAGGCGCGCGCCCGUCCCCUGCCGGCCUAGCGGCGCCCCCGGCCGUGCCCGCUCCCGCCUCCUGCAGCCCAUGGCCCGCCGCCGCAUCCCCCGCUCCUCGCCCUCGCCUGCCCCGCCGCCCGCCGCCCGGGCCGGGAAGUGACCGAGCGGGCGCGUCGCCGCCGCAGAGCCUCGCCCGGCGCGUCUCAGGCAGCGCAGCGGAACGAAGCGGGCGCUGCGCGGCGCGGCGAGCAUGGAGGCGGCAGAGAAGGAGUGCGGGGCGCUGGGGGGCCUCUUCCAGGCCAUCGUCAACGACAUGAAGAGCUCCUACCCAGUCUGGGAAGAUUUCAACUCGAAAGCCACGAAGCUCCACUCACAGUUGCGGACCACCAUAUUGGCUGCAGUGGCUUUCCUGGAGGCCUUUCAGAGAGUGGCAGACAUGGCCACCAACACCAGAGGAGCCACAAGGGAUAUCGGCUCAGCACUGACCCGGAUGUGCAUGCGCCACCGCAGCAUCGAGACCAAGCUGAGGCACUUCACCAACGCCCUCAUGGAGAGCCUGAUCAACCCCCUACAGGAGAGGAUAGAGGACUGGAAGAAGACCGCCAACCAGCUUGACAAGGACCAUGCGAAAGAGUACAAACGAGCCCGUCAUGAGAUAAAGAAGAAGUCUUCUGACACACUGAAACUUCAGAAGAAAGCACGCAAAGAGCUUCUUGGCAAGGGGGACCUGCAGCCUCAGCUGGACAAUGCCCUGCAGGAUGUGAACGACCUGUAUCUCCUCCUGGAGGAGACAGAGAAGCAAGCGGUCUGCAAGGCCCUGGUGGAGGAACGGGGACGGUUCUGCACCUUCAUCGCAUAUCUGCAGCCGGUGGUGAAUGGAGAGAUCACCAUGCUGGGAGAGAUCACCCACCUUCAGAGCAUCAUUGAUGACCUAGUGGUGCUGACAGCAGAUCCACAUAAACUGCCAACAGCCAGUGAGCAGGUGAUCAAAGAUCUGAAGGGCUCUGAUUACAGCUGGUCUUACCAAACCCCUCCAUCUUCCCCUGGCAGCUCAGGGUCCCGCAAAUCCAGCUUGUGUAGUGUGGCACAACCGGUAAAUGCCAACACCCGCCUGUCCAGUGUCUCGUCACACGACUCGGGCUUCAUUUCGCAGGACGCCACCUUCUCCAAGCCUCCCUCGCCAAUGCCCUCGGACAUCACCAGCCAGAAGUCCUCCAGCUCUGCAUCGUCCGAAGCCUCUGAAACAUGCCAAUCUGUUAGUGAAUGCAGCUCCCCAACCUCGGAUUGGUCCAAGCUCCCCCUCUACGAGCAGCCGGGGGCAAAUCUUCUGCCACGCAGAAAGGAUCGGGUGGAGCUUCUCCGGGAGGCAGAACCAGGCUUGCCCCCCCUGAUUUAUCCGGGGCUCAGCUUGGAGGAUGGUCCUAGACCUCGCCUGUCCCCAGCCUCCAUUGCUGCCAAGCAGCACGGGGAGGAAGUGUCUCCAGCAGCCAGUGAGCUGGCCAUGGUGCUGACUCACAGCCUGAGCCUGGAGCACCAGAAAAGCAGCCGGGAUAGCCUGCAAUUCUCCAGUGGCUACAGCACCCAGACCACCACCCCAUUCUGCUCAGAGGAUGCCAUUCCCUCUCAAGGUUCAGAGUACAACUGCUAUUCUGUGAAUGGGGAUAUGGAGGGAGACAACCAGAACGAGUUAGACAAAUCCUCAACCAUCCCUCGCAACAGCAAUAUUGCUCAGAAUUAUCGCCGGAUGAUCCAGACUAAGCGACCAGCUUCAACAGCCGGCCUGCCCACUGGCACUGCCUUGCCAACUGGGACCAUGCCAGGCGUGGCUACCAUCCGUCGCACACCUUCCACCAAGCCCACAGUUCGCCGAACUGUCUCCAGUGCUGGUCCGAUUCCCAUCAGGCCCCCCAUUGUCCCUGUCAAGACCCCCACUGUGCCUGACUCGCCCAGUCACGCCGGCCCCCUCCGGAUGGGCAGUGAAGAAUGUGUCUUCUAUGCCGAUGAUGCCUGCUCGGCACACAGCCUGGACUUCACCAAAGUCUCCCCCAAGAGGCUGAGCCUGCCCAAUGCCAGCUGGGGCAGCAACACCCUGGAAAUCUCAGUGUACACUGGGGCUGGGAAGCCUUCCACAGAAGAGGAGCAGCAGCUGGCCGCCAACCGCCACAGCCUGGUGGAAAAGAUUGGCGAGCUGGUGGCCAGCGCUCAUGCCCUGGGAGAUGGCCAGUUCCCUGUCCCCACAGUGUACUCAGACCCUGGUCCUGAAGAACAGACCCCCAACCUUCCUCUGGCUGCUUCCAGCGAGCCCCCCACUGAAGACAUGCUGGUGGCCAUCCGCCGUGGUGUGCGUCUUCGUCGAACCAUCACCAGCGAUAGCAAGCCGGAAAACCGACGCCUGCUACCCCUCCAACUUGGAGCACCACACAAAACAGAGCUCGUUUCCCAUGGAAAGAAAACCCUCCUGUUCUGUUUUCUGGUUCUUCUCUGUGUCUUCUCGUCCUCCAAAAGACAUCCAGUGCCUCCCCGAGAUGUGGACUGCAGGCUAUGUGAGGAGCAGGACCACUUCCUGGGCUUCCUUGAGAAGGGCUUUCUCUUGGGAGGGGCUCCUAGUUGAGGGGGUCUCUCAGGUGAGACUGUUUCAGGGAGAGGACUUAAUUUCCUUAAGAAGGGGCUCUUCCUUGCCCAAUCCAGUCCCCAUGUCUGGCUUGAGCUGCACGGAGGCCAGAGGCCUCCCUGGGGCAGGGCAGGCAGUGCAAGCAGUGUGCUUUGAGGCAUGAUUUACAGCACGAUUUGCAUGGAGGCACAUGGGCACAUUGACUCCCCCGAGCCUUUUCUGUGGCAGAAUGCAAGAAUGCCUGUCGAAAAAGAGGGUGGAGAUCAGGCCAGGUACAGAUGUGGGGAGGAUUCUGCCUCAAGCAGGAGUGGGCUUCACAGGCCUUUCUUGAAGGGGGAGAGUUCUGGUGAAGGACCAAUGCCAGGGUGGGGCAUCUUCAGCACAGUGCUUGCCUCAAGCCAUCUAAAGGCCUCAGGUCCCCUGGAUCUGGGAUGUAAAGGAGGCUGGUUUGAGGGAACAUCAGGGUAGCUGCCCUUGGGCAGGUACCUCUCUUCUCAGACCAAUCUGGACUCUUGAUCAACUAAACAAAAAGGGGUUCAGGAGAUGCUCCUUUGCUUGAUGCUUUGGGGGAAUCGUUUGAACAGAGAAAAGCCCUCAGCUCUGCGACUACGAUUGGUCUGGCAGAUCACCCUGACUGGUGCCUUUGGUUUGACAUGCUGGUGCCGGCUGGGUUCACAUGCUCCACAAAGCCAGUCUUGGCUUGAUUUCAGCUCCACAUGAUGUGCAAGGCCACCCAUGGCACUCAGAAUCCUCUUCCACAAGGCUGAGCCACAUGGCCUGGCUCCCUUGGAAGAGCACAAGCGAUGCUGAAGCUGUACCAGAGAAGGGGAGAAUGGCCGAAACACAAGAGGGACUGGAAACGGCUCCUCUCUCUCCUUUUGGGAACCUACAGCAAUUUCACGGUGGGAUGGUUUUGACGGCCAAGGAUGGAAGCUACGAGGAGAGCCAUGGCCCAGACUUGCUCAGCUUCGCCCAGUGGCCUGAGCCAUUGACCUGCCUUGGAGUGAGAUUUCAUUGCGCCUCUCCUUGGCCUCUGCCUGCGCCUGGGCUACUUUUGUGGCAGCCAUGCCUGGGCUCUGUCCUGCCUCGGUUACCUUUCCACAUUGUUCAUUCUUGUCUCAUCAAACAGUUCUGCACUUUCAUCCCCAGACCGUGUUGCAUCAAAGAGGCUCGCCUCAUUGUAUAGUCCCGACCAGUUUUGUUUACAGAUGUGGAAUCUGCCUAUUUUUGUAGUUGACAGGAAGAUUUUUAAUGGGAAUGUUGGCAGAAAUGAUGCCAAACGUAGCCAUAAUGCAUUUAUUCACAGCUGAUGUGCGAUGCAGCUUUUCCAUGGUCUGCAUCCAGAUCUAAAGAGAUGUGAAGGCAUCUGCUUCUCCUAAGUGCUGACCUGGUGACCUUCACUUCUCCCUGAAACUAGAAAUUAGUCUCUGUUGGCAAAAGGAAAGUGAUGGCAGGAAAGAGAAGAUGGUUUUGAAAGGUUGGAGAGAACGGAAAAGAGUGGAAACUGAACGGCGUAGACACACAAAAGCUUUGAGAAAAGCUGCCUUGCCUUGGGCAGAGCUAGGAAGGAGAUUGCUGCAUGUGUGGUUGCAGGUUGCAACUCUGCUCGUUCUCCUGUUUUUGGUUGCAGCUAUUUGAUGCUGUGGUACAGGGGGCAUCCAGAGGUCAACAUAUGAUACACAUGAGCACGAAGCGGAGAGAACAAAAUUGAAACUGAAUGUUUGCUGCUGUUGCAUCAAUUAAGGAUUCCAGUAUGUUCACCAGUAGGGAAAAAAGUACAUUUAGAAAACUUGAGUUAUUUCAAGAAGCACACAUCAAAUUUAAGCAUAGAACUAGGACAUGUAGGGUAGAAAAUUUUAGGGCACUGAUUUUCCGAACCUGGUGUUGGGACUUCCAGUUUACACCUCUGGAGAACAUGAAGUCUUCUGAGGCCCUGUUCUGAGGGGUAAAGAGCUCGGGGCAGGAGAGGUUCUGCAGUGGGCCCAGAAGGGCUGGGGGCUUCCUUGGCAGUGGAGAGGCAGCCUGUCCCCCCAAAGGCCUUUGAGGGGGCAGCAUCCCAAGAGGAAAGCUUACCUUGUACAUAGCUGUUUCCUCCCCAUCCAGUUCCAUCCACCUGUGUGUGCGCAUCAUUGCAGGCCCGACUCUUUGCCUCGUGUGAUAAUACUUUCGUUUUAACAUGCCUGCCCUCCUGUGGUUUCCACACACCUCAAAUGUGACCGUGAGAUCCUUGCUUUUUGCUUUUCCCAUUUGAUUUGUACAAGGAGAAACAAACCUUCUAAAAUGUCCUUCAGUUGAUGUAACUGUCCUGGUGCUGUUAACUUGUUCUUCCUUCCCAUCCCAUAAUUUAUUUUCCUUCUAGCAGUCCGAGCUUCGCCACAUACGCCCUUUCUUCCAAUUUAGUUACGUAAUCUUUUUUUCAUUCAAAAUAGCCACCGCUACAGGUAACAAAUGCACUGUGAAGAUUUCAGUAUUAAUAAAAGUUGUACUGCAAUUAA
Crotalus tigris (Tiger rattlesnake) is the source of this 5457-nucleotide messenger RNA. RefSeq names its product MTSS I-BAR domain containing 2 (gene MTSS2). The coding region runs from base 602 to 2962 and encodes 786 amino acids. Gene Ontology annotation, cellular component: cytoplasmic side of plasma membrane; actin cytoskeleton. Gene Ontology annotation, molecular function: actin binding; phospholipid binding. Gene Ontology annotation, biological process: cell projection assembly; plasma membrane organization. Lineage: Eukaryota; Metazoa; Chordata; Lepidosauria; Squamata; Viperidae. The record is from RefSeq and is a predicted model, not a curated record. The transcript is spliced from 16 exons.